Messenger RNA from Zea mays, 280 nucleotides. Its product is annotated as abscisic stress-ripening protein 2. Bases 62 to 280 code for a protein of 72 amino acids. Lineage: Eukaryota; Viridiplantae; Streptophyta; Magnoliopsida; Poales; Poaceae. The record is from RefSeq and is a predicted model, not a curated record. The transcript has a single exon.
CCAUGGAGGAGAGGCGACCAAGGUGACCGACUGGCGCAAGGAGGAGAAGCACCACAAGCACAUGGAGCAGCUCGGCCAGCUCGGCGCUGUCGCUGCAGGAGCCUACGCUAUGCACGAGAAGCACAAGGCGAAGAAGGACCCCGAGCACGCGCACUCGCACAAGAUCAAGGAAGGGGUCGCCGCCGCCGUCGCCGUGGGCAGCGCCGGCUUUGCCUUCCACGAGCACCACCAGAAGAAAGACGCCAAGAAGCACCGCCACCAUGGACACCAUCACCACUAG